Myripristis murdjan (pinecone soldierfish) is the source of this 3090-nucleotide messenger RNA. Its product is annotated as protein NLRC3-like. Gene Ontology annotation, molecular function: protein binding; metal ion binding. NCBI's taxonomy places the organism in Eukaryota, Metazoa, Chordata, Actinopteri, Holocentriformes, Holocentridae. The record is from RefSeq and is a predicted model, not a curated record.
AUGAAGAGUGACCACUCCAAAGACAUCCCUCUGGUGUUCAGGGAUGAAGCUGCACCUUCAAAAGAGUGGAUGAACAAUGUGAAGGAGCAGCUGUCCGUCUGUGCCUUGUGUCAGGAGGAUCUUAGGGAUCCAGUCUCCACCAGCUGUGGACAUUGGUUCUGCAAGCGGUGCAUCACCUCAUACCGGGACAUGUCUGGUGCAUCAGAAGACUCUGCGUGUCCCCAGUGUGGAGGAAGAUCCAGAACUGUACCUGGACUGCAGACACACGGUCAAACCAGCACAGUGAACGGCGUUCUGCAGGAGGUUUUAGACGAGCAUAAGAUCAGUCUGAGGAGGAGAUGUGAAUUUGUGACAGAAGGAACUGCUGCAGCAGGAACUGGAACCCCCCUCAAUAUGAUCUACACUGAGCUCUACAUCACACAGGGAUGGAGGGAAGGGGUUAAUACCCAACAUGAGGUGUGGCAGUUGGAGACAACAUCCAAGUUGGAGACCCUCAGUGACACUCCAAUCAAGUGCCAUGACAUCUUUAAACCCUUACCUGGCCAAGACCCACACAUCAGAGUAGUUCUGACGCAGGGUGUUGCCGGGAUUGGAAAAACCUUCUCAGUGCAGAAGUUCACUCUGGACUGGGCAGAGGGCUUGGAAAACCAACAUGUCAGUCUUGUGGUUCUGCUUUCGUUCCGGGAGCUGAACUUGAUCAAAGAUGAGCGCUACAGUCUUCUCCGGCUGCUCCGUGUUUUCCAUCCAACAUUACAGACGGUCACAGCAGAGAAGCUCGCCGUUUGUAAAGUCGUGUUCAUCUUUGACGGCCUGGAUGAAAGCAGGUUUCUAUUGGAUUUCCAGAACAAUGAGGUUGUGUCUGAUGUCACACGGACAUCAUCAGUAGACGUGCUGUUGACAAACCUCAUCAAAGGGGAUCUGCUUCCCUCGGCUCUCCUCUGGAUAACUUCCAGACCUGCGGCGGCCAAUCAGAUCCCUCCUACAUGUGUCGACAGGGUAACAGAAGUCCGAGGGUUCACUGACCUCCAGAAGGAGGAGUACUUCAAGAGAAAAUCAGGUGAUGAGGAGCUGUCCAGCAAAAUCAUCUCACACAUCAAGGCGUCCAGGAGCCUCCACAUCAUGUGCCACAUCCCAGUCUUCUGCUGGAUCACUGCUACAGUUCUGGAGCACAUGUUGACUACAGACCAGAGAGGAGAGCUGCCCAAGAGCCUGACUGAGAUGUACUCACACUUCCUGCUGGUUCAGACACAGAGGAAGAAGCACAAGUACGAUGAGAAUUGUGACAGGAGUCAGCAAGAGCUGAUGGAGACUGACAGGGAAGUUCUUCUGAAGCUGGGCUGGCUGGCGUUUGAACAUCUGGAGAAAGGGAACCUGAUGUUUUACCAAGAAGACCUGGAAGAGUGUGGUCUUGAUGUCACAGAGGCCUUGGUGUACUCAGGAGUGUGCACAGAGAUCUUCAAAUCAGAGUGUGUGCUCUUCCAGAGAAAAGUCUACUGCUUUGUUCAUCUGAGCAUUCAGGAGUUUCUGGCUGCGGUCUACAGGAUCCACUGUCACACCUACAGAGGCCUAGGAGAAAAUGGGGACUGUCAAGAAAGUGGAAAAUCCCUGGAUGCCUUCCUGAUGAGAGCCAUGUCUGAAGCCCUGGAGAGCAAAAACGGUCACCUGGACCUCUUUGUCCGCUUCCUUCAUGGCCUCUCACUGGAGUCCAACCAGAGGCUCUUAGGAGGUCUGCUGGGUCAGACAAAGAGCAGGCCAAAAGACAUCCAGAGAGCCAUCAGAAACCUGAAGAUGAUGAACACCGACCGUGUCUCCCCUGACAGAAGCAUCAACAUCUUCCACUGUUUGAUGGAGAUGAACGACCUCUCGGUGCAUCGGGACAUCCAAGAGUUCCUGAAGUCAGAGAACAGAUCAAAGGAGUGGCUUUCUAAGAUCCAGUGCUCAGCUCUGGCCUACAUGCUGCAGAUGUCAGAGGAAGUUCUGGAUGAGUUGAACCUGAAGGCGUACAAAACAUCAGAGAAGGGACGACGGAGACUGAUCCCAGCUGUGAGGAACUGCAGGAAGGCUCGGCUCUCAAACUGUGAACUAUCAGAAAUUCACUGUGAAGUCGUGGCCUCGGCUCUUAAGUCCAACCCCUCCCAUCUGAGAGAGCUGGACCUGGGUGAAAACUCUCUGCAGGAUUCAGGAGUGAAGCUGCUGUGUGCCGGACUGGAGAGUCCAAACUGCAGACUGGAGAUUCUCAGACUGAGUUACUGCUACUUGUCAGAGAGCAGCUGUGAGUCUCUGGCCUCAGCUCUGAAGUCCAACCCCUCCCAUCUGACAGAGCUGGACCUGAGCGAGAACUGCCUGCAGGAUUCAGGAGUGAAGCUGCUGUCUGCUCUGGUGGAGAGUCCAGACUACAGACUGGAGACCCUCAGGCUGGAACAUGUAGAGGAUUGGAUUACAGCCGACAGUCUGAGAGGAUAUGUCUGUCCUCUCUCGCUGGAUACAGACACAGCCAGCAGAGACAUCUAUCUGUUUGGUGGGACGCGGGUGAUGGGCAGGAGGAUGCAGCUGCUGAAUCCUGAUCACCCACAGGGAUUUCAAUACCCUCAUGUUCUGUGUAGGGAACGUCUGGCCAAGCGAUGUUACUGGGAGGUGGAAUGGAGUGGAAAGGUUCAUAUAUCGGUGACUUACAGAGGGAUCAUCACAGGUAGGUCUGAGAUUGGAUACAACAACCAGACUUGGACUCUGGAGUGCUCUGAUUUCAGCUACAACAUCAGACAUGGCUGGACCUUCACUACACUCUCUGUCCAUCCUCUUGAGUCCAGACGAGUGGGAGUGUAUCUGGACUGGUCUGCUGGCACUUUGUCCUUCUACAGGAUCACUUCGGACAGUCUGAGACUCCUCCACACCUUCAAGAACAAGUUCUUUCAGCCUCUCUCCCCUGCAUUCUCGCUGUGGUCUCCCAGUGCUAGCCUGACUCUGCUGCCAGUGGGUGGCUGGUUGGCUCCCUACACCGUGCAUGAAGUGGGCCGGUUUGUCAGUGACUCCUGGGCCUUUUCCUGGGCUCUUUCCCCCCAGUCCGCCCCUAGAGCCCAGUCUGUGAUUUAG